AUGUCUUCUAACAAGAUUGUGUUGACUAGUUCCGAUGGCGAGUCUUUCCAAGUUGAGGAAGUGGUGGCACGAAAACUGCAGAUCGUAAAGCACCUGCUCGAAGACGACUGUGUUAUUAACGAAAUCCCUCUUCAAAACGUUACAGGAAAUAUUCUCUCCAUCGUUCUCGAGUAUUGCAAGAAACACGUCGACGAUGUGGUCGAUGAUGAUGCAUCUGAGGAGCCGAAGAAGAAGAAGCCCGAUGAUGAGGCGAAGCAGAAUCUCGAUGCUUGGGACGCAGAGUUCAUGAAAAAUAUUGAUAUGGAAACAAUCUUCAAGCUCAUUCUCGCUGCUAACUAUCUCAACGUCGAAGGUCUUCUUGGUCUCACUUGCCAGACUGUUGCAGAUUACAUCAAAGAUAAGACGCCAGAGGAAGUUCGAGAACUCUUUAAUAUCGAGAAUGAUUUCACACAUGAAGAAGAAGAAGAAGCGAUUCGCAAGGAGAACGCUUGGGCUUUUGAGGCUGACACAAAACACGAAGAUCCAAAGCCCUAG
Arabidopsis thaliana (thale cress) is the source of this 534-nucleotide messenger RNA. It is a transcript of the gene SK15, whose product is annotated as SKP1-like 15. Gene Ontology annotation, cellular component: nucleus. Gene Ontology annotation, biological process: protein ubiquitination; ubiquitin-dependent protein catabolic process; jasmonic acid mediated signaling pathway. NCBI's taxonomy places the organism in Eukaryota, Viridiplantae, Streptophyta, Magnoliopsida, Brassicales, Brassicaceae. Bases 1 to 534 code for a protein of 177 amino acids. The transcript is spliced from 2 exons. The record is from RefSeq and is marked reviewed.